AGACGAUAAUAAGCGUGUUAUCGCUCCACAGUCCUUGCCCCUGGCCGAGACCAGGAUCCGAGCGGCUGGUUGGUUCCGGGCCCCAAAGCGCUGCGAAAGCGCAUUUGUAACCCCAACCCUGGAUGUGCCUUCCAACACAACUCAUGUCCAUAUGGAGGAAUCUGCACUCUCCUCCGUCCGAUGACGAGAACAACUUCCUCCCUGAGAAGGACGAAUACUGCAUGUGUAUAGUAUGUCCACCGCCUGCUCAGCAGCAAGCCCGUCCAGUGCACCCCCGGGCGCGGCAAGUCUUGCGAAGAAUGCCAUAAACAAAGCCCACGCGACAUGCGAAUAGGAUUCCGCGUUGUAGGCU
This is a messenger RNA of Thermothielavioides terrestris NRRL 8126, 352 nucleotides long. RefSeq lists its product as uncharacterized. NCBI's taxonomy places the organism in Eukaryota, Fungi, Ascomycota, Sordariomycetes, Sordariales, Chaetomiaceae. Bases 144 to 308 code for a protein of 54 amino acids. The transcript has a single exon. The record is from RefSeq and is a predicted model, not a curated record.